Molecule: messenger RNA, 1505 nt
Organism: Paramecium primaurelia
Lineage: Eukaryota; Ciliophora; Oligohymenophorea; Peniculida; Parameciidae
Source: the annotation of a GenBank genome assembly
AAUGAUUGAUGGAGAUGAAUAGAAGAAAAUGGAAAAUGAAGGAUCAUAUGGAUAUUUUACAAUUUUGGCUGUUAAGUUUACAUCGUCUGAACAAUAAAUAGAUAGGUUGACAUUGAUAUUAACUUAAGAAAUUAUAACACUCUAAUAAAGUUUUACACUGACAAAGAAUAUCAACAGGGAGAUAGUUAGGAAAAUCUGAAUAAAACUAAUGAAGCUUAUAAAAUAAUCAAGGACGAGAAGGUAAAUUGAAUUAUUAAUAUAUAAUAGGCUAGAGAAUCCUAUAUGCAUAAAUUGAUGAUUAGAUGUUAUUUAAGUCAACCUUUUGAUUUAAUCUUACCAAACAAAUAAAGUAUAAUUACUCAUUUGAUUAGGUGAUAAAUUGUGGCCUUUUUUUAUUUUUGAAGUUAUUAAAGAAGGAAAAUCAACUAGUGAAAUUAUGUAAUUCAAUUUUUCGGCCCAAACCUUAACAGAAUAAAAGAAGGAUGUAAGAACAAAAAGUUAUAUGUUUUCUAACAUUUCUGUAUAAAAGUUAUUAAUUAUUUUAAGUCAGCCUUGUAUUCUAAAAAAGAUGAUGAAUUCAUAAUUAAUUUUAUUGAGAAUGGGAAAAUACUUUCUUAAAAUUAUAAAGCUAAAUUUCAAAAUCAAAGAGAUUAACUUGUUAAAUUAGCUAUUUUUGCCAAAGAAAUAUUUGAAGAAACAAAACCUACUCUUGAAUUUCAUAAUCCAAAUACAAAAUAGGAUUUGAAUUUAUUUAAAGUACAACAUUAUUCAAUUGGUGAAAAUAGUAAAACUGUAAGUUCAAAAGUAACCAACUUAUUUUUUGAUUAAGUAUCAACAAAAAAUUAUUUCUUAUGGAAUGAUUCAUAUAUUCCUCCACAUUCCUUACUAAAAACAUCUGCUUCAAAAUUAGCAAGUUUAGGAUAAUCCAAAACAGUUCAUUUCACUAUUGGAAAAUCAUAAAUGCUUGUAUCGAGAGAUGAAGAUUUACGAUAGAUUAUUUAAGUGAUCCCUUUAAAAAAAGAAUAUUUGGCAUUCAGUAGAGAUGAAAAUGGUAUAUAGUAUUUGAAUUUCAUAUAGUUGUCUAAUUAUAAGUGUUGAAUAAUACUAGAAAAUAUAGAUUCCAUGACAAACAAGGUGCUAGUUAAUUUGUUUAAAAACUUAUUAGUGUAUAAAAUCAAAAGGCUUCUGCCACUCCUUUAAUGACUGAAUAUCCAUUUGGAUAGCAUUUGUAGAAUAUUGUAAGAAGCAAAAAGUCUGCAAUUCAAAAAUUAAAUUCUUAAAUUGCUUAAUAUGAAUAAAAAGUUUAACAAUUAAAAGUUUAAAGGUAAUAAUCAUAUUAUUAUUAUUAUAGAUAAUAACUAUUAUCAGAUUUUAAUGAUUUAGAUUUAGAUAAAGUUGAUGAUGAUGAAUUAAUGAUAAAUAAAGAGAAGGAAUAAUAGAAUAAGUAAUCUUCUUUUGAACCAGCAAGUUUAUUUAAGGCUCCUGUUAAAUUUAAAGAUGAAUGA